This is a messenger RNA of Aaosphaeria arxii CBS 175.79, 873 nucleotides long. RefSeq lists its product as uncharacterized. Gene Ontology annotation, molecular function: acyltransferase activity, transferring groups other than amino-acyl groups. The transcript has a single exon. Bases 64 to 771 code for a protein of 235 amino acids. The record is from RefSeq and is a predicted model, not a curated record. Lineage: Eukaryota; Fungi; Ascomycota; Dothideomycetes; Pleosporales.
AUUUUAUUUCCAACACGUUCUUGACUUCGAUCCAAAUUUUCCAACAUUGAAAACCUGAGCAGCAUGCCGCUAUUUAUUGCACCCGUACGACUGGAAGAUUUCGAUAUCAUUGAGAAACAUGCCGACAUAUAUGAACCCGGCGAUGAUCUUGUAGCUCCGCCAUAUCCUCUAGCUUGGCCAAUUACUACCCGAGAGGAGGCACAGCAUCGGCUCCAAUUCGCCAUGGCCAAGCAAAGACGACGAUUCCAGGAGGAUUCGACCGCUCGAUUUGUCAAGGUGGUAGACGCUCCCUCAGCCACGCAGAUUGACCAAGGAGAGAUUAUCAGCAUCGCUCGGUGGCAUUAUUUUCCGUCUGGUUAUGACUUCCCAACCAUGAUUGACUGGGAGUUGGCCGAGAAAGUAUCUGGUCAGGAUUGGCCCCAAACCUUCAACCGGACACUCCACGACUUCAUCCUUUCUACCCGUGAUGAGGCGAGGAAAGAAUGGAUUGGCCAAGGUUCCCCCGUGUGGAUUCUUAUGCACAUGGUUACGCGGCAAAGCCAUCGGGGUCGGGGUGCUGCUGCCAUGCUGAUUAAAUGGGGGAUCGAAGAGUCCGAGGAGAGUGGCAUUCCUGCAUAUCUAGAAGCUGGGGCACAGGGGCGCCCGAUUUACGCGAAAUAUGGUUUUGAACAGGUCGGCGAUAUCAGAAAGCUUGAUUUGAAGCCUCAUGGUGCGGAUGUAGUCUUUGAGUUGGUCAAUAUGGUUCGAUUUCCGCAGAAGCAAUUGGCAUAAUAUGAGCAAAGUUUGUACAUCUUGGACGAUGAGUCAUUCUCUUAACAGUGACACGCGGUGACCAAAAAAAUACAGCAAAGACUCGUACAGAUACAAUUUUGG